AUGAGAUUCCCCGGACUCGGUCUAACCAUUGGGAUAAUAGUGGCUUCAAAUCCUGCCAAAGCUGUUGGCCUAGGCCAAACGCUGCCCCUCAUCCCUGACGACCUUAAAUCCGCGUCGCACCAUAACCUCGCAUCCCCAUCGGAACGCCGAGGAACCAAAACCGCCCAGUCGACUCCUAUACACAGUCGCGAAUCCUCUGCCGUCCGAGGAAGAGCUGUUGACCCUUCCACACUCGCUCCCUUACAACCUAGACGUGGUCAUUCCGGUUCCAAAAGCCCAGACGUACAGGGCGGUCGCCCUCCAGGAUAUGAAGUGGGAUUAGAACGAAGACCUUCCAACUCGUAUGGUCAUCACCGGCAAACGUCUAUUGUGCACGGCGUGCAGCAUUCUCGAAACACAAGCAUGGCCGGUUCAAGCGCUUCCACGAGCCCUCUGAGCCCGGAGCUCAUCGCGUCGCUCGGUCGCGGUGCUUUCGACGAGGCAACUCUCCCGGCAAAAUUCGAUCCUCUCGAUUCACACUCUGGUUAUCAGACGCCAUCCGGGACAUCCGCAGGCCAUGGGCUACCGCCGACGUUAAGCACGAUAAAAGACAACGACUUGAGCACAAUCGAUACCAGCCCCGCAGCCCUGCUCCACAAGCGAAUGAACUCUGGGGGAAAUCAAGACGGGAAAGGUCACAUAGUCGCGGACAGCAAGAUUAACCAAGCCAUCAUGAAGAUGGGGGAAUCCGAAUCUCCCGUGGAGGAGGUUUGCGGUCCUGGAGCGGACCCAACGUUCGAUCAAUUGAUUUCAGCCUUGGGACAUAUCGCUCGAGAGAAACCCAAACCUUUAAUUGACACGAUUAUGUUCUGGCGCAAAGCUAAAGGAGAUGCCGCCAUCACAGCACGCCAGAUGACCAAUGACCAGAGACCAUCGCCUGCCACGGAGAGUGGUCCUCUACUGCGUCGCAAUACCGAACCGACACAAUUUGGUGAUCCUGCUGUAGCUGCAGAACGGUCGCAGCAAUCUACGCCUUUUAUCAGUCGUCCUGACGAUGUCGCUUUGGUGGAAAGACGUGCAACAGUCUCAGUCUAUCUAGUCUGUAGAGUCUUGAUUGAGAUCUUCAACCAGAGUAGCCUGGCCUCAAUCACUCUUGAUAUGGCAGAUCGCCUAGAAGAUAUUGUUUUUGGCCAGGUGAAGACCUCUGACCCGGACCAGAUCUCAGCAUCACCACUCCGGAUGGCGAACUGGAGAAUAUAUGGCCAGUUACUAGGUAUUAUGAGCGAGUCGAACUUCUCCAACGUCUCUGGACGGUUCUUGGGGGAGCUCGACCGAUACCAGAAGGAGGAAGCAGCUCGGGGCCCCUCUCGUGAUGGUGACUCCAAGGCUGAACUGUUGAUUCUUUGCAUGAGAUACCUCCGUUUGCCUAUGUCACCAGAAGGGUGGCCCAAAUCUUGUGACUUUAUGCGGUCAUUAGCACGCUUGUUUGUCAAUGCCCACGGGCAACGUAUCAAGCAAGCUUACUGCUACGUGAUUGAGAAGUUGCUUCUUCCUGUCGCGGCCAACCCGAGCUGUGACCUUUCCCUACCCCGGUGGAAAGAAUUCGUCGACUUGGUCCAACCGCGUCUAACGCAACUCCUUACCAAGCCACGCCAUUGGGCGUCCUCUUUCUCCUUGAAUGUGUUGUUGCUUUGCAUUUCGAACAAAGAGACUUUCUCUUCACAAUGGCUAUCCAUGAUAUCGAGCCUACCUGCACGGUUGAAGGACCGUCCCACCCGUGCACCCGCACUGCACGCUAUCUGUCGUCUGGUCUGGACCUACUUUUUCCGUUUCUCGGACUCCCCUACGACCACCCUUCGCAAGGUUGAAGAGGUUGCCAAAAUCGCCCUGCCCACCGGCCGGAGGACGUAUCUAAGCGCAGAGCCGGUCUUUGCUGAUCCGUUGAUCCAGCUGAUUCAAAUAAUUGGUUUCAAGCAUCCGGAUGUGUGCUUCCGAAACAUCAUUUUCCCUUUGAUCAAUUCCGAUCUUUUCCUAUCUGGCAAGGAGCUGAGGAUAGAGCAAAUGGAGCCCGAGAAAAUGGUCAUUGGUAUCCGCGCUUUCCUCGCUACCAUGUCUGAUCUAGAGACGAGCGAUCAGUUGUGUCCCCCCAUUCCAACUGGUUCGCUGCCCAACCCUUUCACAGAUGCUUCGACUCCCCUAUAUUUCCACCGCCCUCAGCUGCUCAAAGAACACACAGUGGCGAAACCCUCCGAAAAACAAGAUCCGACAUUAUGGCAACCUGUCAAUACAACAAGACUGAGUGAUAAUGUGAAGGAAUACUACUUCCGCUUCUGUGAAGUCUUGGGCAAAAUCACUUUGCUCUGUGACAACACAUUUGGUGGACAGGCAGUACUGGACGAAAAGUUUGGUGGAACUACCCCCAAAACCCCCAUCUCGGAAGCGUUCAGCUUCGGUCGUCGUGAUGACCAUGUCACUACUCUGGACCAGAAGCAGGGGUUCUACGACCUCCUCCAUGUCGCAGUUCAAGCUCUCCCCCGCUGUCUCUCCGACCACAUUCCAUUCAAUUCGCUCAUCAAUCUCCUCUGCACGGGAACUGCCCACGUCCAGUCAAAUAUUGCCACUUCUUCAGCUGAGUCCUUGAAGGCUAUUGCACGACAAUUACAUGCACAGCAAGUCACCAUUGGCUUUGCUAGGUUUAUCUUCAACUUUGAUGAGCGCUAUUCUACCAUGUCAGACGAAGGCAUGCUCGGACCGGGCCACAUCGAGUCCACGCUCAGGCUUUAUGUCGAACUGCUGCAGAUUUGGAUUGACGAGAUCAAGCGAAAAACGAAAGGCGCGGCGGCUAUGGAUCAACUGGAGCGGUCUAUUUCCGGCAGUCGGGCUCUGCACCUUGAUUUGUCAAGCGUCCUCGCUCACGUGGAAGAAAUUGAGUCGCAUGGGCUAUUCUUUUUGUGUUCUCAAUCAAGACGGGUUCGAGCUUUCGCUAUCACCGUUUUGCGUUUGAUCACCGAGUUUGACAGCGCACUUGGAAAAGAAAACACCCGAAUUAUACGGAUUCUGGAGGCUGAUUCUCAGCAAAUUUUGGAUGUCAAUGAUGAGCAUCUAACGGUUGCCGAGCGAAGCCGGAUUCAGAAAGGGAAAAGAAGAAGUGCCUCGCAAAACACACUUAUUGAAUUGUGUAGCAGUGAAGUCUCCUACGAUUCAACAUUGUGGGCCAAGGUAUUUCCCAACAUCAUUCGGAUCAGCUUUGAGACUUGUCCCUUUGCUGUAACGCUGGGAAGGGAGAUUGUAUGUGCACGUCUUGUUCAGAUGCACAAGAUCAUCACCCAUUUGGCCGAGAGCACAAGGUUUCCCCAAUAUGGCUCCAUUGAUGCAUACCAGCCCCGUCCCAUUGGAAGGAGUAAUGUUACGUCUGAGAUUCUGGUCGAGCAAUGGAAGCUAUACUUGGUCAUGGCUUGCACCACUGUGACAAGCGUUGGGGCUCAGUCUCAAAGUCAAUUGGCGAAUGCCCAACAUGCACGCAAAGCCUCCAAGGGAGCUCACCAGUCUCAAGACAAGAUCAGCUCUGCCCGAAGCUUGUUUGCCUUUGUUAUCCCCCUUCUCUCCGCCGAACGAGAUUCUAUUCGCAGUGCCAUUGUAGUGGCUUUGGGAUCCAUCCAUAAAAACCUUUACCGCACUCUUCUGGAGUCUCUCCAAUACGCUGUCACUACCUGCAACGAAGAGGCAAAAAUGAGAAUUGGAAACCAUUUCCGCAGCCCCAGUAGUCCUCGUCGAAAUAGAAAGACGGACCGUCUACGUACGGAAGUCACCAAUGUCUACAAACUCACAUCCCAUUUCCUCCAGGAACCAGAGGUUUACAAUGACGACUGGAUCGUCAACAACCUUGUCACCUACGCUAAAGACAUUCGGAUUUUCCUGAGCGACGCGGAAGUCCAGAAUGAUUGGGAAUUCCAACGCUUGCGGUUCCACUUCUGUGGACUGAUGGAGGAGCUUUUUGAGGGUAUCAAUCGCGCCAAGGAUCCUUCUCGUUGGAUGCCUUUCGAAUCUCGGAAAUCUGCAUUCUCUCUCAUGGAAGACUGGUGUGGGUACUCGCCAAACCAGGCUCAAAUCACCGAGAGAGAAGAGAACAUGCGUAAGUUUGCUAUGGCACAGCCACACGAGACUGGUGAGAUGAAGAACACCGCUGCUGCUAUGGAGAUCGAAAAGAAAAAUCUACGAGCAGCAGCUUUGAGUGCAAUGGCUUCUUUGUGUGCUGGGCCUAUUGGCAUCACCACUGAGAGUGGUUCCGUUCUCCAAUUUGAUGUUAGCCGCAUGCUAUCAUGGAUUGAAAUUAUCUUCAACACCGUGAGUGAUAAAUGGCAUGCCAUCGGUCGCCGCGCACUCAAAAACCUCAUUAUCCAUAACCAGGAACACUCCUAUCUAAUGGAGCGGUCUAUUGAGAUGUGUUACGUGACCGAGCGGCCCAAGACUAUUGAGAGCUACUUUGAGGUCGUGACGCAGGUGCUUUUCGAAUAUCCGGACUAUCCUCUUAGAUUCUGGAGGAUUCUAGGAGCAGUCUUGGUGACUCUCGGGAAUGAAAAACGUGAGAUUAGGAUGAAGUCUGCUAAGAUUCUUCGAAAACUGGAGGAGCGCCAGCAAAAGAAUUCCAGACUUCAAGACUUUGAUAUCAGUAUUUCCGACAAGACUACCGCCGUUUAUAAGCUUGCCCAGUUCGAAAUUUCGAAAAGAUUGGCCAGUCAACACUCCGACUUGGCUUUCACCAUUUUCUCGGAAUUUUCUCUACAUUUCCGCAAUCUUCAGCCUGAUAGCCAGCGGAACAUGGUUGCCGCUAUUCUCCCGUGGGUUCAGACAAUGGAGCUACAGGUUGAUCCUAAUGGCGGCCCUACAGCCAAGUCAUACAUGUUGCUGGCGAACCUGUUUGAGAUAACCAUUCGUUGCAGCACCGUCUUGCCAAAUCAGGUACAAGCAUUGUGGCAGGCUUUGGCAACAGGGCCCCACGGAGGCAAUGUCCAGCUGGUCCUUGACUUCAUCAUCAGUAUAUGUCUGGAACGCAAAGAGCAAAACUUUGUAGAGUAUGCCAAACAGAUGGUCGUGUUCUUGUCAGGUACACCGGCUGGAUCAAAGGUUAUUGAGUUCUUCAUGUUACAGGUUGUACCAAAGAACAUGGUGCAAGAGCGCAAAGAGCUCACUCCACCCCCUUCAGACAUCAAAAGUCUACCAUACGUUGCAGACCUCGGGACGGUACUGCCUGUCGGAAAUAAGCAAGCUGGUCUUUCUCUCGGACAGGUCGCGCUGAUAUUCCUUGUCGAUCUCAUGGUCGCCCCAGUCACCCUUGCCUUGGAUGAUGUUGUCAAGCUCAUCCACAUUGUUCUCAUUCUCUGGGACCACUACACAGUCACUGUGCAAGAGCAAGCUCGAGAGAUGCUGGUUCAUCUCAUCCACGAACUCAUAGCGGCCAAACUUGAGGACGAUGCUCCGGACGGUGCGCGGCAAUCUGUCGAAGAUUUCGUGGAAUCAAUUCGCAAGAGUGAUCCUGCUGUUGUUUGGGAAUAUGAAGAAAACCAUGGCAAAGAUGAGGACGCCGAUGAUCGUCGGGUGCCUGCAUCUAUGGCCUCCGUUACCCGUGACGUUGUGAAGUUCUUCAGUUUCGCCUAUGAAAGCGUCGGCGACUUGUGGGCUAAAGAAGCUUUGAACUGGGCCACCUCGUGCCCAGUGCGACACUUGGCUUGUCGCUCAUUCCAGAUUUUCCGCUGUAUCUCGACCGCGUUGGAUUCACGAAUGUUGGCUGAUAUGCUCGCCCGGCUUUCAAAUACUAUUGCGGACGAGGAGACGGACUAUCAAACCUUCUCAAUGGAGAUUCUUACUACGUUGAAGAUCAUUAUCAGUUCCCUGGCCCCAUCUGACCUACUAAAUUAUCCUCAAUUAUUUUGGACGACGUGCGCUUGUCUGAACACAAUCCACGAGACCGAAUUCAUCGAGAGCAUUGGCAUGCUUGACAAGUUCCUCAGCCGAGUCGACCUCAGUGAUCCAGUUGUGGUGGCCAAGCUCAUCGAGGGCCAGCCGCCCAAGUGGGAGGGCGGAUUUGAUGGUCUCCAGGACCUUGUCUUCAAGGGAAUGAAGUCUUCCGAGUCUUUUGAUCGCACGCUUGAUCUCCUGCAUACUCUCAGCGGCCUUCCUAACAAUGAACUUAUUGGGGAUGGAACUCGACAGCUAUUCGCUGUGUUGGCUAACCUGCCCCAUUUCCUUCAAUGCUUCGAGCAAGGGUUCAGUGACCCCAAACCCAUCGCUCGUGCUAGUAUACUUGCCCGUGUAGCUGAGAAUGAGCGCUGCCCCCGCCUUGCAGCUUCAUUGUUUGGAUUCGCGAAUCAGCAAUACAAGACAGCCGGUGUCUUCCUCGAUCAUAUCAUCACUGAGAUUAAGUCGUACUAUUUCCCCCAGCUAGACUUCCAGUGCUUGAUAUUCCUCAUGGGUCUCUUGACCAACACCACAGAUUGGUUCCGUAUCAGAACGAUGCGAAUUCUCUGUGUCCUGAUACCCGAAGUAGACAUGAGACGCGACGAAGUCACCUGCCAUGGCCCUGAUUUGAUCUCCCCGCUGCUCAGGCUUCUGCAAACCGAUCUCUGCCCUCAAGCCUUAGAGGUUCUGGACCAUAUUAUCACCGUCUCUGGCAACCCAAUGGAGCGUCAGCAUCUUCGCAUGAGCAUGGCAUCAGCGGCCUCUUCUCGCGCAAUUCGCAAAGAGUAUGAGCGGAUUCAGAGUCUAUACGGCAUCCCCGAGCCAACAGGUUGGUCGGUUCCUAUGCCUGCAACUCAAUCAAGCAUGACGCGGCAUAACGUCCACGCGGUAUUCUACACCUGUGUCGAGGCUGAAGACAUGCAAGACGAAGAUGUUAUGACGCCUGGUGUGGCUUUCCAUGCAGAUGAAUACAACAGCAAUGACUCAUUUUUCCCCAUGAGAGCCGAUACCAUGAAGUCAAUCGACACGCAAAACGAUGGCAAUAUCGGAGAUAUCGUACAGAAGCUGGACAGUCUGGAUGACUUCUUCGAGGAGACCGAUCCCACCACCCCCGUGCUGAACCCUGUUGCUCCUCCGAUGCUUCGAGGAUUCACUGGUAGCUACGUAGUGGACACGAACGCCCAUCUCUACGACCAACAAACUGCGCCGAUCUUGCGGAAAUCUCUCGCUCGCACAGGAUCCACCUCUUCCUUCCAUAAUGGUCUGGCCGAGUCUCGCCCACCCAAUUUCCGUUAUGACAGCAGCUCCGCUAUGUACUCUCCGGUUACUGCAGCGCCUUCAAAUGCUGCACAGUUGUUGCGAUCAAAUUCCCAUGUCCGCUCCGUCACCUCACCUGCCAACAAUCUCUAUGUCCACACUGCCCCUGGGGCUCCAAAUGCCACACCACCCAUGGGUUUGAGCGAUUAUGCAUUCAUGUCGGACGAGGACCCUGACGAGGUGCAUUCAGAUCUAGAGGAACGCCCAGUGACUAGGAGAUUGAACCCACUGCCCGCACCUAUGGUCCGAAGUGCAACCGAUGGACCCCACUCUCUGGAAUCAAUGAUUCGCAGCGGCAUGCGCAGGUUGACAGGUGGUGCAGCCAACAGAGAAAAGGAACGGCAGCGGGACCUACUCCGCGCACAACACCGUGCCAUUGCGCAAACGGCCAACUCACCCCGUGUCCCAAAGGUGCCUGAAGAAUAUCUCUCAACCCCAACGAGCCAUCCAGCAUCACCGAGGUGA
Messenger RNA from Penicillium soppii, 7716 nucleotides. Its product is annotated as putative cell morphogenesis protein (PAG1). NCBI's taxonomy places the organism in Eukaryota, Fungi, Ascomycota, Eurotiomycetes, Eurotiales, Aspergillaceae. Bases 1 to 7716 code for a protein of 2571 amino acids. The record is from RefSeq and is a predicted model, not a curated record. The transcript has 3 exons. Gene Ontology annotation, biological process: cell morphogenesis. Gene Ontology annotation, cellular component: site of polarized growth; cell cortex.